GCGCCGGAAGAGAAGGUGACGUCACGCGCGUCCAUCUUGUGUCUGCAGUUGGGCGCAGCGGUGUUCGCUGAGCUCCGCAUCCGCGCCGAAUCGGAGCAGAAUCCCGCCGCCGGGGCGCCAUCAUGCCCGGACACCUGCAGGACGGCUUCGGCUGCGUCGUCACCAACCGCUUCGACCAGCUGCUGGAUGACGAGUCCGACCCGUUCGACAUCUUAAAGGCGGCGGAGAACCGGAGGAAAGACGCGGCGGCGGCCGCUGCAGCCACCAAACCCGCCGCCGCCGCCGCUCAGGCCGCCAGGCAGCCCAAGAAGGAGUCGCAGAAGGAGCGGAAGAACCCGGCGGCGGAGCGGAAGGAGGAGCCGCAGCAGCAGCAGCCCGCCGCGCCGCCGCUCAGGAAGGACGGUGUAAGGAGGAUGGGAAGGAAGCAGCAGGAGCAGCAGGGCCAGAACACUCCUCACCAGCAGGGGGCACCAGGAGAACGGAGACCGGAGAGACGAGUCCACCGAGAGCGUCGCUUCGAAAAGCCACCUGAGGAAAAACAUGAAGGAGGAGAAGCCAGCGUGGACAAGCCAGUGGGAGACAGACCACCGAGAGGUCGUGGUGGAGGUCGUGGGGGUCGUGGAGGUCGUGGGCGGGGAAUCGGACGGUCUGAUGGAUUUGACUCUCGAGGAAAGCGUGAAUUUGACCGACACAGCGGAAACGACAAAUCUAGCCAGAAAGCUGACGAAAAGCGAGGAGGAGCUGGAUCUCACAACUGGGGCAACACCAAGGAAGAAGCCAGUGAACUGCACCCAUCAGCCGCACCUGAAGCACCUGUGGAAGGGGAGGAGCCUGCUGCGCCUGUUGACUCAGAAAACAAAGAGAAUGAGGUUGAGGAAGUGAAGGAUGAAGGCCCCAAGGAGAUGACCCUGGACGAGUGGAAGGCCAUGCAGAACAAAGAGCGGGCGAAGGUGGAGUUCAACAUCCGUAAACCAAAUGAAGGUGAUGAGGGCCAGUGGAAGAAAGGAUACGUGCUGCACAAGUCAAAGAGCAAAGAUCUGGCCAGGCCGUCUGGAACUCUGAUUGAAACUGGAGAUGCUAACGCUGAGUCACUCCACAAGGGAGCCUCUGAAGACAGCUCGAGCGACCACCACUUCCGCAAACCAGCUAACGACAUCACCUCCCAGCUGGAGAUCAACUUCGGAGAUUUGGGACGCCCUGGGCGUGGCCGGGGGGGCUCCCGGGGUGGCAGAGGGGGCCGGGGAGGUGGAAACCGGGCAGGGCGUGGUGGAGGCAGGUCUGAGAAGGGAGGCGGAGUGUCUGUUCCUAACGUGGAUGACCCCGAGGCGUUUCCCGCCUUGGCCUAAACCCUGACGUUUGACCCUCGAGCCCCUCCGCGACGAGGCCUGCAUGCUUACGGAUCCUUCGACUCUAGAUAUCAUAAAAAGAAAAAAAAAUCGUGUAAAAGAGAGACUGUCAUGUUCACCAUAGUGAGGACUGAAACCCCGCCCCCAUGUUAACGGACUUCUCUCGUUACACUGAAGCUACUUCUGGAUAGAGCUUUUGUAUUUAGAGACCUGAUAGAUAGCAGGGAUGUUCCUACAGUAUUUUAUUUCAGAUUUGAUUGCUGUUUGAAUGUAAGGCUUUUUUUUUUUUUUUUUCCUUCAGCAUAGCGUUUGAAGUGAGUUGAAGCUUUCAUUUGUUCUCCUUCUGGUUUUUUGGCGUAUUUUAAUAUUUUUUUGAGCGAAAGGAGAAUGUGGGUCUAGUGCUAAUUUUACUGUUAUUGACGUACAGAAGUAAUGUAUCACUUUAAAUAUUUUAAACGAAGCUCUGAGGUCAAGCUUGUUUUCUUGGUAUUUGUUUUUUUUUCCCAUGAAGCUCUUUGCUUGGCCUGUAGCAAAACCGUAAAUAUGUGAAUGCCUCGUUAUAUAGUUCCCCAUCCCCCGUCCUUUUUCAUUUAAUUUCUUUCAUUGUGAACGUUCUGUGUGGGUUUUUUUUUUUAGGCUGGUCCUCUUGAACAUCACCUUUUACAAAAACAUUGGGAACACUUUUUGUGUGUGUGUGUCUGUCCUGAUGUUGCUAAGUGACCGUUGUGCGUCUGUUAAUUUAACGAGGGCGAAGCUGAAGUCUGAGUUCAAUCAGCCGGUUUAUCAUAUUUAGUCCGAUGGUGAACUUUGCUCGCUGCUUAACACCACACAGUGUUAUUGUUAGUUGAAGCUACGUACUUAUACUAACGAUAAUGCAGUGCUGUGUUUAAGUACAGUAUCUUAGCUAACUUGUGUAAAUUUGAACACUUCUUCUGUGAUUAGCGCCACAUCAGAGCAGGUGGUGAUUGGCUGAUUGAUUUUGGCUUUAGCCGACCCUUGGCAGAAUUAGGACGUGUGUGUGUUUUCCAAAAACAGGCAUGUGCUACGGUAAUUGUGUAACCGGACGAUGACCAUUUUUGGGAUAUUAUCUUGACAUUGAGCUCUCGUCUCGUCGGGCUGUCACGGACACGCCUUCCAGCUUGUCUGAACAUAAGGACGAUUAAUAUAAUAGACAGCUGUCCUCGCGCAUUUUUGUGAUCGUAUAACCAAUUAUCACACGCACAGGCCUGUUCACAAGUCACCUAAAGUUCUCAAACCUGAGGUUUUAUCGUUGUUGUUAUUGUUGUUUAUUAUUAUUAUUAUUAUUAACACCUCAGCAUGCUUCAUGUGGCGAUGACGUUGGCGAGGGUUGGGCAAAGACAAAUCCACCUUCACAAACCUGCGACACUCGCGUCCUCCCUGCUCUUUCUCAUAUGGAGUACGAACGCUCCGGUAGUGCUGUUACAGUUUAAUGACUGUUUCCAUGACUGCAGCACUCCUCAACAGCAUCCAUCUUGGAACAACCAAUCACAUGGCACGCUCAGGCGAAUAGCGUGUUCGUCCACUGAUGUUGCACCACGUGAUCAGUGAAGUCUUCACAAUUCGAGGUUGUUUUUUUUUCUUCCAUUUGUGGAAACCAGCCAACCAACCAACCGUCGCGUCAUCUCUGUACGAAGUACUCUGAGGUUUGUAUCCUCUAGCGCUGAUUGUUGACGUCUUUGCACUUAGAUAAAUGAUUUUAUUUUUUAGCUAACAAGCACAUGAUCUGUCCCUGUUUUACCUUUUUUUAAUAUUUACAGCAGCACUACUCAAAGAACAUGCUCGAUGCUUGAGUGUGUGUGUGGUUUUUCCUGAACCUGGGCGUGACCGUAAACUGAAGGACGUGUUGGACUCCCCAGACAGUGAGAGACUCUGUAACUGGACUCUUUGUAGGACUUUUUUGUUUUCCAGAUGUUUCUCCAUUCACACGUCCCUGUUCAAUAAACUUCCCACAGGUGUUAAUGUCA
Neoarius graeffei (lesser salmon catfish) is the source of this 3331-nucleotide messenger RNA. RefSeq names its product SERPINE1 mRNA-binding protein 1-like. The transcript has 9 exons. Bases 123 to 1346 code for a protein of 407 amino acids. NCBI's taxonomy places the organism in Eukaryota, Metazoa, Chordata, Actinopteri, Siluriformes, Ariidae. Gene Ontology annotation, cellular component: cytoplasm; nucleus. The record is from RefSeq and is a predicted model, not a curated record. Gene Ontology annotation, molecular function: mRNA 3'-UTR binding.